This is a messenger RNA of Ruditapes philippinarum (Manila clam), 978 nucleotides long. RefSeq lists its product as uncharacterized. Lineage: Eukaryota; Metazoa; Mollusca; Bivalvia; Venerida; Veneridae. The transcript has 5 exons. The record is from RefSeq and is a predicted model, not a curated record. Bases 208 to 978 code for a protein of 256 amino acids.
GUUCUCCAAUCUGUGCAAACAAUGAAGGGGAGAUUAUUUCGUGAAGAUUGUGAUGAUGCGUCGUUAAAAUAACCUACAACGUCAUUUCAAUUACGUACUAACGUUUAUGACGUCAUUACGUUAACAACCAAAUCAUUUAACGACGCCAGUUUGUGAAAAACUGCAGCUAACUUCAGCUGUCAUCCUUUAUUAUUGAAAAAUACCAGAAUGGACAUUGUAUAUCAGCCUUCAUUUAUCUUUUCGCAGAACGGAACUCUGAUAACCAAUCGGUUUGUUGAGUUUCGGAAGCUGUGUGAAUUAUUUGCUAAUGAAAUUAUAAAAGGACGAGAUCCUUCAGCAAUGAUAUUAACCAAGAUCACAAAAUUCCCUCCUCUUAGAGAUGUUCCUCUGUUGAACGAGGCUUUUGAUCUACUGAAAGAUUCUGCAUUUGAAUAUCAUAUAUCUCGUGAGAAGGGAAAUUUAGAUUAUUGGCCUGAAGAUGACCCACAAAAUGACCAAGGGGAUUCAAAUAGGUCCAGCCCUUCAACUGAUAGGUUGAGAAGAACAAGACAGGCAUAUAAUACGUUUUUACCAAAAGAAGAAAUGGCUGCAUGUAAGAAAUUGUUCCGGAAAUUAUCGCAAGUAUGCCAUAAACACCAGCAAGCACUUGAACCCUUACAAGAAGCUAUUUCGGCAUAUAAAGAACUGGACAGGAAAUGUUGGGAUGCAUACACACAGAUGAAUAUUGCAUCUGACAACUUCAACGAAUAUGCUACUGCCGAUGUUGAUGACCAAAAUGAAUUCAAAGAGGCGAGAUUUGAAGCCCAUAAUGUUUACAUACAACGGACGAAAGAAUACAUCCUGUACAAAGAAAAGUUUAAGAUGGCCUUCGAGAAGAUGUACCCCAGGUACAAGACAGAGAAACAAAUCAGAGAGGAACGUAUGAAUAAGGUACUAUUUUUGAAAUAUCCGAAAAUAAAUAUUAUACAAGAUAUUUGA